Saccostrea cuccullata (small rock oyster) is the source of this 798-nucleotide messenger RNA. Its product is annotated as ankyrin repeat domain-containing protein 7-like. The transcript has a single exon. NCBI's taxonomy places the organism in Eukaryota, Metazoa, Mollusca, Bivalvia, Ostreida, Ostreidae. Gene Ontology annotation, molecular function: protein binding. The annotation marks the transcript as partial. The record is from RefSeq and is a predicted model, not a curated record.
GGGCUUCCUACAAUGGACAUAUAAAUACUGUGAAAAUCCUCUUAGAAAACAGAGCCGAUGUUAAUUUAUGUGAUAAUGAUGGAUGGAGUCCACUUCUACUGGCUUGCUGCAAUGGACAUAUGAACAUUGUACAAAUCCUCUUAGAAAACAAAGCUGAUGUUAAUUUAUGUGAUAAUGAUGGUCAGAGUCCACUUUUUAGGGCUAUCGACAAGGGUGAUUUAAACGUUGUAGAAACACUCUUACAGAACAAGGCUGAUGUAAAUAUGUGUGAUAAAGAUUGUUUUAGUGCCCUUCACAUAGCUGCAGAGAAAGGCCAUGAAGAAAUUUUAAGUACUCUACUGAAUUUAAAGCCAGUUUUGGGUUUUCAGUCAAUCCAUGAUGGCUCAACUGCCCUCCAUCUUGCAGUGGACAAUUCACAUGAAAAGGUUGUAGAACUUCUGCUGCAGCAUAAUGCUGCUAUUGACACUGGAGAUAAGCAGCAUAGAACUGCAUUGCACAGAGCUUGUCUUAUUGGCAAUCAGAACAUCAUCAAUAUUCUGAUGCAGUUUAAUGCCGAUGCCACACAAAGGGAUAUUUUCAAUGAAACGCCAAUAGAUUUGGCAAGAAGGGGGAAAUUGAUUAAUAUUGAACGAUCCCUUAUUGAGUACGUGAAAGAAAAGAAGUCUCUCACUGGCUCAAUCUAUCGAAAGGGAAAUGCAUCCAAGAAAUGUAUAAUAAUGUGAAUACUUUUAUUCUUUUGGGUUUCCACGCACAACUUCUUCUACUAAGAAUGAGAAAUGAAGUCAUCUUUAUUAUUUU